AUGCAAGCCCUCCAGGAGUCGAACCCAGGCACUGUAGUUCUGUGGAAAUACAAAGCUAUUGCUGAAGGCGUUUAUUACAGCAACAUGGAGGUAUUUGAACGAGUGUUUUGGGCCUUUAAGCCUUCCAUCGAUGGGUUCAAACACUGCAUGCCUCUGUUAUCUAUUGAUGAGACACACUUGUAUGGGAAAUAUAAAGGCACACUUUUGGUUGCUACAAGUGUUGAUGCUAAUUUUCAGGUAUUUCCUUUAGCAUUUGCAAUAGUUGAAGGGGAAAACACCUCGAGUUGGUCCUGGUUUCUAAGCUGCAUUCGGGUUCAUGUUACUGAUCGAGAGGGCCUAUGUGUUAUAUCUGACCGACAUGCGGGGAUUAUUGCUGCGAUGACUAACCCGGAUGUUGGAUUUCAUGAGCCACGGGCCUUUCACAGGUUUUGCGUUCGACAAAUGGCCUCUAACUUGAGGACCCAUGUGAAAAACAACGACAUGAGAGACAGGUUCAAGGCUGCUGCAUACCAACGCCAAGAAAAAAAAUUGGUUGAAGAUAUGCAUUAUAUCGGCGAAGCUUGUGUUAAGUCCCUAGAGUACAUCACGGAUGUGCCGUUUCACAGAUGGUCCUUGUUUCAUGACGCUGGUCGGAGGCAUGGUAUAUGUACUACAAAUUUCUCAGAAACUUUUAACAAUGUGUUGAAGGGAGCUCGUUUUCUGCCAAUCAUGUCCCUUGUCGAAUUAACUUUCCACAGAGUUAACAAGUACUUUAACAGAAGCAGAGAUAGUUCACUUGCUAGGCGUGCUCACGGAUAUGCAUACUCACCUAAGGUCACCGCCAUUUUGGAGAAGAAUAAUAGAAAGGCAAAAUACCAUACAGUGGAUGUUUAUAGCCGUCAGCUUGAGAUCAUGGAGGGACAGGAUCAGGGGCAGACAGGACAUGACCCUGGACCAGCUGACCCUUCAGUGCUGACACUUCAGGAUACCCAUCGGAGCCGUGACAUAUGGGAGCAGAUAGGUGAUCCAGCACGUUGCUUGGUUUGCAGGCACCACGUUGCCACCACGGUGGUAGAUUGGGUGGUCGACCCCCGUGUGCUACAGUACAUCGAUUUUGUGGUUAUUGUUGUGGUUCCUGUUGUUAAGGUUGUAGUAGUUGUUGUGAUUGUUGUUGAUGCUCUUGUUGGGGUUGUCGCUGUUGCUCUUGUUGGGGUUGUCGCUGUUGUUGUUAGAUAA
Chenopodium quinoa (quinoa) is the source of this 1215-nucleotide messenger RNA. RefSeq lists its product as uncharacterized. The transcript is spliced from 5 exons. The record is from RefSeq and is a predicted model, not a curated record. Bases 1 to 1215 code for a protein of 404 amino acids. NCBI's taxonomy places the organism in Eukaryota, Viridiplantae, Streptophyta, Magnoliopsida, Caryophyllales, Amaranthaceae.